Molecule: messenger RNA, 1897 nt
Organism: Tachysurus vachellii
Lineage: Eukaryota; Metazoa; Chordata; Actinopteri; Siluriformes; Bagridae
Gene: chic1
Product: cysteine-rich hydrophobic domain 1
Exons: 6
Coding region: 28-549 (173 amino acids)
Source: RefSeq, a predicted model, not a curated record
CGUCACUCGCGUAGUGUCAGAAACGUCAUGAGCGUCUUACUGCCCAACAUGGCGGACUUUGAUACCAUUUAUGAGUUAGAAGAAGAAGACGAGCGAAUAGUGAGUGAAGAGCAUCUCGCCAGAUACUGCCCUGAACCUGUGGUAAUGCGAGGGGCCGGCCACAUCACUGUGUUUGGACUUAGCAACAAAUUUGAUACAGAAUUCCCAUCUGUUCUUACAGGAAAGGUUGCUCCAGAAGAGUUCAAGACAAGCAUCAACCGGGUGAACGCUUGUCUGAAGAAGAACUUACCAGUCAAUGUGAAAUGGCUACUGUGCGGGUGCUUGUGCUGUUGCUGUACCGUCGGCUGCAGUCUGUGGCCUGUCAUAUGCCUAAACAAGAGGACACGAAGAUCCAUUCAGAAAUUGUUAGAAUGGGAAAACAACCGAUUAUAUCACAAGCUGGGACUGCACUGGAAACUCAGCAGAAGAAAAUGUGAGAGUAAUAACAUGAUGGAAUAUGUGAUUCUUAUAGAAUUCCUACCCAAAUAUCCUAUAUUCCGACCGGACUAACAGCACUGCAGAGGGAUGCUGGUGAAUGGCUCUCACUCCGCUCCUUACUUAGUGCCUUGUAUAUAAAGUUGGAUUGAGGGUCUUCACAGGUGUCACUACGUGACCCCUAUUUUUCCUCCCAGUACCUUGUACAGUAGAGUUUGCAACACUGUCACUUUGCUUUAGAGCAGAUUUUGCACAUUUCCAGAUAUAUUAGAAAUGCGCCUGUGUUGCACCCAAACUUUUGUUACAUAAAAUAGUAAACAAUACUGUUUAAAAGUGCAUUUACCCCAAUAGCCAUUCACACUUCCCAACUUACUACAUGUAAUAUUGUUGAUAAAAUGAAGGCACCUUGAGGUGUGUAUUUGCCUUAUGAUAAAAGUAAAAGGUUUUGUAAUGGAGAUAUAUUUGUGGGGUGCAGAAUGCUAUACAAGGUGUAGUUUUAAAUGUGUUGUCAAAUGUCACUUUGCUUUAGAGCAAGUCUUGCACAAUACCUGAUGUAGUUGCUCUAAAGCAAAGUGAAAAGUUUCGGGGCUUUUCUGCGCUAAUGGAAUGGGUAGGGAAUUUCAAGUAGCUAAAUGUUUGUCGGCAUGAUUUUUUUUUUUCCUGUCUGCACUUUGGUGAUGGUCCUGUAAAUGGACAAGACAAAGAAACAGACCAUUAAAUAUAAUUUUGGACAAGAUGUACAGCCUAGUAUUUCAUGUUUACAUAAAUUACUUUAGCUGGCAAUUAGUUUUCAGCCAAUCUAUUAUUGUAACAUAAUUUUGUUUAUAAAUUGCAUCUCUGUAACUUUCCGGUCUGUCUGGACCCGUUUACCUAGUAAGCCAUAAAAUGUAUGUUCAACAUGCCAGUCAAAGUGAGGGCUGAAAAUUGCACUUGAGCACACGAGGACAUCAGGCUUUCAGUAGAUUGUCCCUGAGGUGUUUUUUUUUUUUGUGUUUUGUUUUUAUACGUGUGUACUGAAAGGAUAAAAUUGGAUUAUUGCAGACAAUUUUGCCAAUCAAAAUUUAUUAAAACUAUUAAAUGUCAUUCAUUUAGAACUGAAUGUCACCUUGUAUGUAUGUAGAAACAUUGUUUUGUAGUCUUUUUCCACUUUCUUUUUUUUUUUUUUUUUUUACAAUUCAUUUCAUGUGUUUUCCCGAUUCUCUUUUGUUAAGCUUGCCUUGUUUUUCUUUAUAUUUCACGUCAGCCUGUUGGAUUAGAGUGCCUCUUGAAUUGGGUGGAAGGUUUGGAGAGAGCUGUACUAAGACACCUAAAGUUUGCCUAAUUAUUUGGAGAGAGAAAAAAAUCUCUCAACAUUCUACUACAGAGUUCCUGUAAACGUUUCUCUCUAUUUCUGUGGAAAGCAUAAAUAAAUUGUUGACUAUAA